Rubroshorea leprosula is the source of this 3289-nucleotide messenger RNA. The record is from the annotation of a GenBank genome assembly. Lineage: Eukaryota; Viridiplantae; Streptophyta; Magnoliopsida; Malvales; Dipterocarpaceae.
CGCGCCUGCUCUUCUUCUGCUCCCGUUGCAGCCACCCGAAAGAAGAAAAAAAAAGGGGAACCCAGCCAUGCUUUGAGAAACCGGUGAGAAAGCUUGGUUUUUGGCCUUCUUUUCUUGCUCUAGAACACAAAUUGAACCCAGAAAUUCUCCCCCCUGCUGGAAAAUCCGGAUCUUCUCUGCUCCUCCUCUUCACCGCCGGCUGCUCCUGCUUUGUGGGGUGGGUUUUGCUCCGGUUUUUGGUAAGAAAUAGCCAUGAAUCUCCCUUCUCCAGCUUUAAUUGCCUUGGGUUUACUCUAAUUUUGUGUUGUUCCUUCAAUUUUUGGGUGGAUUUCCCGUGAGCUUCUUCUCCAAAUUCCCUCCGGUAACUUCCCCAACUGCAGCUCCGGUUUUAGCUGGAGAAUUCUGGAAGCGAAACCGAAGACGAAGAAAUCACGGGAAGUGACGAGUUAGAGAGCUAGCCAUUUCGAGAUUGAUAUAUAUUCUAGAAAUAAAUCAUAAUCUUGUAAACUAGAGUGUAUUUGGAGAUUUUAUGAUAUUAGAGCAAAUUAUAAAAUUUGAUCUUCAAAUUUUGGUGUUACCAGAGGAGCAUGAAUGGAGAGAAAAUCUUUUGAAGGUUUCUUUAAUGAGGAAUCACAUAACAGAAAUUCCUUCAAGCAUGCCGUCUCCAAAGUGUCCUAUGCUCACAACCUUGCUGUUGUCUGAUAAUUACAUUUCAACAAUUCCAGAAGCCUUUUUUGAGCAUAUGCUUGGGCUCAAGAUCCUUGAUCUUUCCUGGAAUCGUCACCUAUGUAGGCUGCCGAGUUCUAUCUCCAAAUUGGAGAAGCUUACUACAUUAUUGCUAUGUGAAUGUUAUUCCUUAAGAGAGGUACCAGCAUUAUCCAACCUUGUAGGGUUAAAAAAGUUGGACCUUUUAAGGACAUCAAUUGAAGAACUACCGCAAGGCCUCAACAUGUUAACAAAUCUAAAAUAUCUUGGUCUUGGUGGAAGAUUAUCUGAAACUCUUGAUGAACCGCUACAAAAUCUCUCCAAACUUCAGCAUUUACUAGUAAUUGCCAAUCUCCAUGCCGCAACAGAAUUUAAAUUGGAGACGAUUGGAAUUUGGGGGAAGCUUCAAAACCUUGAGAAGCUGCAUCUUGAUUCUUUGCAUAACUUGAAUAUGGUGUUUGGGGAAGUAGGAGCAAUUGCUGAGUCAGCAUCGCUACCAGCUGGCACAUUUUCCUCUCUUCAAUAUAUUAGUGUUGGGCAUUGUAAUAAAAUAAAGAAGUUAUGCUCGGUAAGGUGGUUGGGAUAUCUCCAGAAACUACAGACUGUUGAGGUUUGGAAUUGUGAGCAACUGGAGGAGAUAAUAGGGUCUGAAUCUAAAGAAGGAGAAAAAGUCACUCUACCCAACUUGGAAAGGUUGAAAUUGACAAUUUUGCCCUUAUUGAAGACCAUCUAUAGCGGUUCUUUGAUUUGUGAUUCCAUCAAGAAGGUCUUGGUUUAUCGCCACGUGUACCUCCCACAAGCUUUUUCUCUCUUAAAGAAAUUAGGGUUGAACACUGUGAUCAAUUAAAGAAGGUAUUCUCAUCUGGAUGGCUGCUCCACUACUUCCAAUCCCUAAAGACUAUUGAGGUUUCAAGGUGUUCGCAAAUGGAGGAGCUGAUAUCGUCAUCGGCACAUGAAGAAGAAAAAGUCACUCUACCCAAGUUAGAAAGGUUGGAAUUGACAAGUUUGCCCUUAUUGAAGAGCAUCUGCAGCAGCUCCAGUGUGUUGAUUUGUGAUUCCAUCCAGAGUCUGACGAUUUCCCAUUGUGAGAAGCUAAAGAGGAUUCCUCUGAAUUUUCCCUCCCUUGACAAUGCCCAAUCAUCUCAUCCUCCUUCCCUCAAAGAAAUUGUGGUAUUCCCAAAAGAAUGGUGGGAAUCAUUGGAAUGGGACCAUCCCAAUGCAAAAGACAUCCUUUUCCCCUUCUGUAAAUUUCAGCAGACAUGGUGGUAGGGCGCACCGCAAAUCAAUUGGGAUUUGGCUCGGUAACCACAAGAAAGUUGGAGGAAAUCACAUAUGCGCUAGUUGCUGUUGCUAUUGCGUUUUCCAUGUAAUAUAAUCUUUGUUUUUCUUUUGCUGUGUGUGUUGUGUGUUUAAAUAUGUCCAAUUUUAAGUGGAAAACUGGAAAUGCUUGUUUUUUUAUUGUCUUUGUAAUGUUGUCUUUGAAACUGUGUGGGAAAAAGACUUGAAACUGUAUUUGCUUUUCUUGUAAUAUGUAUUUCAAUUUAUUGCAUUUGCAUAUCUCCUCAAAUUUCAUUCAGCAACAUUAUCAUCAUCAACAAAAACCGAGACUUACUUUCAUCAACAGUAGCGGCACACUCUGUUACUUUAUAUUCUCAGAAUUGCCCAAGGGCUAGCAUUCAGGUCAGAGGGCACUUCUCUUCUCCCUUUGCCUUUUUUUUGUCUCUUUUUUUUUUUUUUCUGUGCAUCAUCAACAUUAAACUGUAUUUGCCUUUUUUUUUUCAUCAACAUUAGGGGAUUUAGCAAAAAUCGUGUUGCGCCAGUUGCAUGUGUAUUGAGACAACUACAGGGGGAAAUUUUAGAGCUUUCUUUGUCCUUUUUAAGUUUUCCUUAAUUGUUCAGUUUUGCCAUUCAUUUCUAGCCCUUGUUGCCCUACCUCAAAUUUGAUUCCUUUUUUCAGUAGUCUCUAUAUUUGCUCUUAAAGAUGUCUGCUUUGGCGAUGAAAAGAUUGACCAGAUUUUAGUAGUUUCAGUACCCUUGCUAGGUAUUUGCUAACUGUGCUUAAAGACUGUUAUGCUGAUGUAGUAUUUUAUUUGUGGUAUUGAUGCAAUAUAAGAUGUAAGAGCUUGAGAACUUUUUUUUUUUUAUCAGUAAGAGCUUGAGAACUUUCUUUGUCCUUUUUCUUAAAUGUUUUGGUUUUGCCAUUCAUUUUCAGUCCUUGCUUCCCUGCCUCUUGUUUGACACCUAGUUUCAAAUUUGAUGGUCUCCAUGUGUGCCCUUAAAGAUGUCUGCUCUGGCCAUGGACAGAUUGACUCGAUUUCUGAAGGUGACUUCUUAGUUGGUUACAGAUAUAAGUACUUCCUGCUGCAAAAUUUGUUUUAAGGCAUGAUAAAGUGCUUGAAAAUGUAUGAAAGUUACAUCAAAUAAUAGAACUUCUUAUAUUUAAUUUUUUUAUAUCCUUAAAACAUUGUCUUUGAAACAGAUGACAAAUUUCAAUACAUAUCACUUAUCUAGUUUGUCAUGUUAUUUGUAAAAGAGAAAUUUUGACCCAAUAUUAAUUUCAUAUCAAUAUAAAUUGUGAUUCUAU